Messenger RNA from Pocillopora meandrina, 18507 nucleotides. The record is from the annotation of a GenBank genome assembly. Lineage: Eukaryota; Metazoa; Cnidaria; Anthozoa; Scleractinia; Pocilloporidae.
AAGCCAACUGGAACAAGUAUUACAUCCAGCCCAACCAAUAAUACUGUGUUACGUAACAGUAGCUUGGUGUUAAGCUGCAGAACAGAUGCCAACCCUGCAGCACAUAUUUAUAAGUUUUAUUUUAAUGGUACCUUUAUUGGUGUGAACAACUUGGGUAGGUAUCAUGUCAUAGUUCAAGCAGAUGGAGAGUACACUUGUGUACCUUUAAACACAGUUGGCACAGGUGACAAUGCCACCCUUGCUGUCAUAGCAGUCGGUAAGUAAUAACAGUUUACAAUAAACUUGUUUUUGUUUUUUAACUACCCAAAACUAAAUAAAAUUAAUAUGAAAUUUAACAGGUAUCAAUUAUGGCAAAAUACUGAUUGAAUAAAUUGAUCUUGUAUUUUUAACCGAAAUUAGCCUUUAUGCACAUUAAAGGUAGCACGAACAUGAUUGAAAACCACUUUUUCCUUUAGAUAUACCUCCAUACUCUUAUAUGGUUGUUUUUGAUCAGAAGGAGCACUUAAUGUACUAUUAAUAAUGUCAUGUGCUUUGCAAAGCAAGAUCUAAAAAGCUUAGGGAGACCCCCUUUUUUACUUUUAAAAUCAAUUCCAUGGAAGCAAGAUACUAUUUUAGCCACAGAAAUAAUAACAACUGUUGUGUUACACGUAAGUAUCAAUCCAGCAAUACUACAUUUAUAGCAUAUAGAAGUGUGCUUAAAAAAACUUAUCAUUAUUUUGCCCAUAAUCUGUUUCAGAUGCACCUUUAGUAGAUGUUUUCCCCACUAUGACCUCUGUCCAAGAAGGAAACAAUAUCACAUUGUCGUGUAAUGCAUCUGGGAAACCAGCACCUGUUAUAGCAUGGACAAAAGCUGGCUCAUCACAAGUUCUCUCUCACACUUCUUUGCUGUCAGUUGUCAAUGUAAGCAGAUCUGGGACAGCAGACAACACGAUCCAGUAUCAAUGUAAAGCCAGUAAUGGAGUGGAGACACCUGCUACAGUUACAGUCAAUGUCACUGUUCACUGUGAGUUGCAGUCAGAAUUUCUCUCACCCAUGGAAUUUAUUCUAUUUUUUCAUGAAAUGGCUGUCAUAUUAAAAGUAGAUCUAGCCAUUUGACAGUUUGAUAGUGCAGCACAUAUCCACUUUUCAGUGGGAAUACUGUAUGGAUACUCUAGCACAGAAGGAUAGCAGAGUUACAUUAUUGUAGAACUUAAUAAGCCAGGUUGAUAAUAAGGCCAGAGGAAUGGAAGCCAGGCAUACAGUGUUAAUCCAUCCACAAAACCAACUUCUCAAAUACCUAUUCAAGGAAAGCCACCUGGUGGAGUGUUCACUGCUGAGCAUGAUAUGAUCACACAAGCUGUUGCAUUUUGUAGUCUAAGAAGUUGUUUAUCUAUUAUUUCAAGGAAACCUAGCAAACAAGACUUCAAGUAAAUACACAGCUUUGACUUAUUUUUGUCGAUGAAUUUUGAAUGCAACUAUUAUUAUAACUUAUUAUAUUGAGUAAUGAUCAAUUAAAAGCAGCCUUUGUAGUACAGCUGUAACUUAUUACUGAAUGAGUGUACUGUGAGCAGUUAAAGGAGUGGUAUAAUUUUCAAUUCUAAAGAUUCUCAAUGGGGUUAUUGCAGGGUACCUGUACAUGUUGUAAGUAGUGAGAUGCACAUUGGACUUGAUUCAAACAUUUUGUUCCUGUGAUCUUGGUGUAAUUUUUUUGUUCCCAUAAUCAUGGUGUUGCUUGUUUUAUUUCUACAGUCCCCCCUGAUAUUGACCAUGCCCCAUCAGCUUAUCAAGUUGUAGAAGGAAGUGGGUUGAUCCUGUUCUGUAAUGCCACUGGAAAUCCAAAGCCCAACAUUACUUGGACCAAACAAGGAAACAACAAUGAACUGUCAACAUCAGAGACUCUUACUUUGUCAAAGCUGACAAGAGAAGAUGAUGGAUCUGUUUUUGAAUGUACAGCACAAAACUACAUCACUUCAGUGAAAGCUAUGGCAGUUCUUACUGUUUGGUGUAAGUAUUGGGAGUUUUUUCCUGUCUUCAGCUUACAGUAAAACAGUCAAUAACUUUAAAAAUAUACCCUGCAUGUUCCCGUAUGCUGUAUAUGGGGGAAUGAUGUUCUGUAAAGUAGAAUCUUCUCUCAAAGUGCCUUGUCUUUACCCAGGGGUAUAAACAGAGGGAGGAGGAGUACUUUAAGUCACUUUGUUACAUGUGUGGAACUGGGAUGAUUUAAUUAAUAGGUUCAUUUAAUUCAAUCAGCAAAAACUUCAUACCUUUACUUUCAAAAGGGUUACUCCAGACUUGAUGGCAUCUUCUGUGCUCUUCAGAAUUGAAGAAAGAUAAUUUUUGACCUCGGUAAACAAAUAGAGAAAGAUGUUUUUGUCUUGUAACUAUCGUGGGACAAAGAAAAAAUCCUCAGUCCCUUUGGGGAAUGGAACCUCAGACCUUUGUAUUCCAUGCUCCAAUGCUCUACCACUUCUUUCCUGUGCACAUGAAAAUUGUACAUGUGCGUCUGAUGACCCUGCACCUGAGCAUAUAAAAUUAAUCUGUGCAGUAACAUACAUCUAAGUAUUACUGUUCUAAAAUAACUAUAAUGUUAAUGUAAUUGGCAAAUUUUCAGUUUGAAUUGAUUGUUUCCAACAGGCAAUGGGUAGUAUUGAUAUUUCCAUACAGCUGGGUUCUACUAAAAAGGUCUUAAUAGUAAAAGCUAUUCCUGUGGAAAAUUCAGUUGGGCUUUAAUUGAUAUCUUAAAAUGUGCAUUAUUUAGUCAGUAUUAAUUUUUUAAGGACAUGGUCACCAACAUGAGAUUGAUGUCAUCAAGACGUGCCCAAUGUCGUAGGACUGAAAAAGAAAGAUAACUGUGCAAUUAGAGGACAUUGUUAAGAAAUUUUCAGUUGUAUCCAAAGAGGCAUGCAGGUUGUAUUCUGAAGCACUACUCUGAUCUCUUAUCAAUCAUUUGAAAAUAUUAUUUACAGAUCAACCGAGUGUAACAUCACAGCAGUGUCCCAGUCCCAUAACUGAGGGUGACAAUGUGACACUUCAUUGCAGUGCCAUUGGUAACCCUGUGCCCAAUAUUGCAUGGAUCAGAGCAAGAUCAAGGACAAUACUGACAUACAACAAGACUCUGGUUUCUAGGAGUAUCACGCGCAGUGAGUCUGGCAGAUAUGAGUGCCUUGCUUGGAAUGGAAUUGGAAACAACAGCACCAACUCUUGUUCAAUUGAUGUACAUUGUAAGUGCAUGUAGGAUACCUUACUUUACAAGUGUAAGAUUUAUGUAAAAUGCUAGGAAUUUCAGUUCAUAUGUAAGAUCAUAUUCUUUGAGAUUAUUUAAAUUCAAAGUAAUAAUUAGUUAAAGGAAUAUUAUUUCUUGAUAGAAGAUUUGUACCAUAAAACGUUUCUUUAAUUAGCUUUCAAAAAUUUCAGUGGUCAUUCACAAUUGUUUCCUCUGGUCAACUACAACAUUACUUACAAUAAUAAUUCUUUACAGGUAUUCACACUGUUUCUGCUUUGGUUUAUACUUUAGAGUAUUUACCUACCCCUACCUACUAAAUCUUGACUGAACAUUUCAUUCUCCAUUUGACUGUUUUUACUCACCAACAAAAAUACACUGUAGAACCCUUUGUGAUUCUUUCUUGGGAAGCAUGUAAGUCUAUGGCAAAAUAUACUUGAAUUUUAUUUUCAUAGAUUUACCAAAGGCCUUAGCUCUGUUGACUACUCCAAUUAAUACUACAGUGCUUGGUGAUACUGCUAUGAAGCUUAACUGUAGUACAGAUGUCAACCCUGAUGCUCAUACUCAUCACUUUUACUUUAAUGGCAACCUUACUGGUAACAGUAGCUCUGGUGUGUUUAACAUCAGUGUGAAGGAAGAUGGAGAGUACACCUGUGUUCCUGUUAACAAAGUAGGCACAGGAAGCAAUGCUAGUGUCAGCAUCACUGCCGUUGGUGAGUGUUGAGUCAGAUUGCAGGUUGAAAUAAGUGAUAUUCAAGUCCAAAUCAAUGGUUGUCAAUAUAUUUGAUUGCAUUCUAAGGUACUUUGCACUUUGUUUUUUCUUUCCACUGAGAUUGAAGGAAUACUCCUUUCAAGUUACAUGUGAUUGGUGAAAUGUUUCAGGCAAAUUUAUUCUAAACCAGGUUGGAUUUUUCUCAAGAUACAAACAUUUAGUCAAGAAACUUUUGAAAUAUUUCUGAAUCCAUAAUAAUUGCACCCAUUAUAUUGCACCCUUAAAAGUUGCUAAAAAACAAUUCAUCAAAUCAUCAAAAGUGGCAAACAUUUCUAAAACUUCCAGAUCAGAAAGUGUUUUUCUUUUUUUUAUCCAUUAUUUUACAAUGGUAUAAAAUUAUUUCAUUCUCUCUGUUAUAAAUUUAGUGGCUCCAUCAGUGGAUUUGUCAAGUUCCAUAAUAGUUAUUAAAGAAGGCAAUAACAUUUCAUUGAGCUGUAAUGUAUCUGGUAAACCUGAACCCAGCAUAUCAUGGACAAGAAUUGGUAGUUCAGAUGUUCUCUCCGUUUCAUCAUCACUAACUGUUGUGAAUGUGAGCAGGCCUGGGACGGCAGACAACAUGAUCCAGUAUCAAUGUACAGCUAGUAAUGGAGUGGAGACACCUGCUACAGCUACAGUCAAUGUUACUGUAGAAUGUAAGUGAAAAUUGCAAUGAAGAGGGAAGUUUGUAGAUUUGAAAAGAAAAAUGUGGCUACAAAUGUCUAUUUGAUUUCUUUGCAAGACAUCUGAUUUAGAAUGUAUGAGAUGUGCACGGUAUAUUUGGAAUCCCAAGGCAAUAGUUAUUUCUAAACACUCCAAGAUACUUUACAGUUAUAUUUACUUACAGGGGUGGCUCUUGGGGAGGGGUAUUAUAGGAUGUGCACCCCUUCCCCUCGAGAUGACCUGUGGUUUUCUUUUAUAACAAGGAGGGAAAAAAAGGAAAGAAAAAAUGUGGUUUGUUGCCAUUAAAUUAAAACAUGAGACAAGCUUUAAGAAUUUGUGUAAAAUGCAAGGAAAAUAGUAGUUUGGCCCUGAAGUUUGAGCUUUAGCCCUUCCUUUUUGCCAUAGUAGACAUCAGUUCUGUCAUUUCUAAGUGGUGCCCCCUCUCCUAAGAAAUGUCCUUGCUCUGCCUCUGACUUAAUUUUGGAAAUAAAUGCAUCUACAAAGAAGAGGUAUGAAGAGGGGAUGGUUGAAGAAAACAAAUUUGCUGUGAAAUUCUGCCCUCUUUGAGUCACUGAACACGUGAAAUGCUGUAUAAAGGAAAAUAAUAUACUCUCUUGAUGAUAUUUUGGGUGUAAGGUAAGUGUGAGUUCUUACAGGUUGCUUUGCAAAAUAAAACAUAUGAUGUUCUAGCAAUCAUGCAUGAAACAAAUCUCAAAUAGUCUCCAUGAUAUUUGUCUCUACAGUCCCCCCUGAUAUUGACCAUGCCCCAUCAGCUUAUCAAGUUGUAGAAGGAAGUGGGUUGAUCCUGUUCUGUAAUGCCACUGGAAAUCCAAAGCCCAACAUUACUUGGACCAAACAAGGAAACAACAGUGAACUGUCCACAUCAGAGAGACUUACCAUAACAAAUGUUUUGAGAGAAGAUGACCAGUCUGUUUACAAAUGCGUAGCAGCAAAUUCAUUGGGAUUAACACAAGUUACUCCCAAAGUCACUGUCCUCUGUAAGUUUUAUAUGGUGCUAAUGUGCUGAACAUACAUUUGUUUUACUGUAAAGACUUGUUUAUAAGCCACACCUUUUUUUUUUAAGUUUUGGGCCAAAAAUUGCGGGUGUGGCUUAUACAGGAGAGCAUUAUUUGCCUCUGGUGUCCUGACUUCCCCUGCGUGGUUACCAAGCAAACAUUUUGCAUUGUUCUCCUGUGCUUUUUUUUUUCUAAUUCCAUUGUUUUCAUUUGAGCCAUGGGCUUUAGCAAUGAAGACAACUGUUGUCAGUCACAGGGAAUAAGAAAAACAAUUAAAGAAAAGCUUUUAAAAGGUUUUUUCAGAGUUGGUUAACUUACUAAUGAUGCUGCAAGUGCACAACAUUAGAUUUCAAGUCAAGUUUAUUGUCAACAUUUGGAACAAAUGACCAACAUUUUUUACAAGAGUGCUUUUUUGGAGGUCUUUUUUUCCCAAAAUCAUACUUGAAAGUUAGGGGUGCAACUAAUACACAAAUUUUUACAGUAUUCUUGUUUUUACUUGAUAAUGAUUAUACAGGCUCGUGCAAACUCCUCUCCAUUUUUUCCCUCUCAGUUGAGCCACUUAGAUUUUCUGGCUCUUACUUGGUGUAGAAGACACAGUAUAUGUCACAACAGAAUUCAUCACAACUGGGAAUAAGAAAACCAGGGAAAACAAUAGUGUGAUGUAUACUGUGUCUUCUACACCAAAUAGGGGCUGAUUUUCUCGAGUGUUUUGUAGUGUUCUGAUAAUAAUUAUGUCAUGGUAUAACAAGGCCAGUUACCAGUGGGUACAUAUGCUUAUUAUUAAUUAAAGUAACUCUAAAGAAUAGAUUGAAUGAUCCAUGAUGAUAUCAUCACUCACUGACUUGUCCAAGCAACAGUACAAAUAUGAAACCAAGAGAUAGAGAAUAUUUUUUGUUUGCAUGAAUUCUUUAUUUAAAGCUAAUUUAAGGAUUUUUAUUGCCAUUGUUUUUCUUAUAGUGAUAGUGAUGCUGAGGUAAUACUACUCUGUAAUAUAUAGAUAAACAUGUCUUUGCAGAUCCACCACAGCCUUUUAUACAACAUUGCCCCAGUCCAGUUACUGAAGGAGAUAAUGUGACAUUAUACUGCAAUGGAACUGGUAAUCCAUCACCUCAAAUAGCCUGGAUAAAGUCUGGAAAGGUUCUGGUGACAGACAGUGUUUAUGUUAUAAGAGAAAUUGACAGAGGUCAGGCUGGAAUAUACCAGUGUGUGGUUUGGAAUGGAAUCAUGAGAAAUGUGACUUCGAACUGUAGCAUUGAUGUUCACUGUAAGUUAAUUGAGUACCUUGAGUUUAAUAGCAGAGUCUCUUUCUUUACAUAUACUUGGCUGAAUGUUAACCUUUGCCAGUGUUCAAACACUCAUUUUUUAUUUGAUUUUGCACUGUAUGUUAAUUGACUACCUUGAAUUUAAUAGUAUAGUCUAUUUCUGUUCAUAUAUUUGGCUGAAUGUUAAACUUUUGCCAGUGUUCAAACACUCAUUUUUUAUUUGAUUUUGCACUGUAAGUUAAUUUACUACCUGGAAUAUAUAUGUACAGUGAAACUCUGCCAACUGACAUCUGAUUUUGAUAAGGAAACUCUGGACACUCUUCUUGGUCUAGGGAAUGUUUACUUUGCAGGGUAUCAACUACAGGUAUUAAGACCCCAUCUGGGAAAUUAAGGUCUCUGAUGUCAAUAGAGUACUUUCAUGCCUUGCCUUAUUUAUUUAUUUACUUACUUGUCUUUGCAUUCUAAAGUGUAUAACAACCCAAUAUACUGUAAGUAUUAUUAAUUAUUCAUGUCACUACUGAGCUCUAUUUGUUUGUUAUUAAUUUUUAAGUGUUUUUUACCUUAUUGUUAUUUCCACAUGUUUUUCAUAUAUAUGUACUCUGUUUUUUAAGGCAAAUACAUGUAAAUAGUUGGUUUAUUGUUGUUGUUUUGUUUAGCCAUUCUUGUACUAUACAUAAUUAUGUAUAGUCUAAAUGUUUGAUUUUAGUUUUAAUCUGCACAAUUAUUCUUAUUCAGAUCCAUCUUUGAUUGAGUCUGCCCCAGUUAGUCAAGUUGUCUUUGAAGGAAACAACUUGACUUUACAUUGCAAUGCAAGUGGCAAUCCUACACCAAACAUCACCUGGACUAAAGAAGACAGUCCAUCAGUGCUCUAUCAAGGAAUUACAUACAGCAUUGUGGACAUAGACAGAAAUGCUGCGGGGAAUUACACUUGUACAGCUUGGAAUGGAGUUGGAGGACAAAAGAAAGCUAUUGCUGAUCAGUUGCAAGAUCCAGGGGUACAAAUGCGUAACAUUAGGGAAAAACUAGCAACUUCAUAAAAUUACCAAAAAAUCAUCAAAACAUAGAUUAUUCAUAAACUUUUAUUGUAAGAACUACUUUUUGAGAAAAUAUUUGAUGUUAUCUGUUAAAUUAUCCUCAUUACUUAAUACCCAGAAUGCAUAGCAGGCGUGGUCAUAUAUUCUAUUUACACAUUUGCAGGCUUAAAUUCACGAUUCUGUUUAGAAAUAACACAGUUUUAUUUACAUAACUAAAAAGAAGACAUAAUUUCCUCAUGCUGGUUGGGUAAAAGCUGGAAUAAUACAUUUCUACGCCUAUUUAAUUUCUUGAGUUCUCCACAGAUAGUCCUGACAGUGUUUGCAUACACAAUAGCUUGUUUAUUGUCAAGCUUGUAGGUCAUGUCUAUAAUAUUGUCCCUUAGGAAAAAGUUACCCUUGAAGACAAAGGAACCUUUCUGAUAAGCAGCACUAUAGUCAUCAACUUCAUCUUCACCCAAAAUUAUGGCACCACUGCUUGUAACUUUGAAGAGGUAGUAAUCAUAUAUGGCGUCAUCAGCUGCUGCAAUGGCGACAGUACUUCCUUCUUCAACAAGAUCAGUGAGUGCAUUGACUGUUUUACUGACAUUGACUGAGUCUUGAUUCUGCCUUGUGACUGCAACAUCUCCUUCUCUUGACAUCUCAACCUCUCUCCACUUAUCAACAUACUCCUCAUUUUCACAGUCCAUGUCAGUUAAACAACCAAUGCACAUACAGCUUCUUAGCCUUGUCUUCACCUUACAUUGCUGAGAAGUUGUUUUUACAGAGUGGAUUUUUCUAAUCCCUUUUAGCUCUUUAAAAGUGCGGCCAAUUCUGUUUCUGUCAACAGCUCCUUCUCCAUUUAGUGGAAUGUAGAAGUAUACUCUCUUGUUUAAGGUGGUUUUGCUGUUGGUUGAAGAUGGCAAAGAGAACUUGUCCUUCAGAUACUCAUAGAGCUCCUUUGCAGACUUGAUGGAUGCUUCUCUUCGAAUCACAGCAAGAGUAGCACGUUGUUUGACAUUAGCACCUGCUGCAUCUUGCUCUCCUUUUGCAUGAGAGGUUUCAAAGAAAUGCCGGUCCACCUGACACCCAAAGUCAGACAAAGAACAUGACAAAUCACCAAAAGUGUGCUUAGAUUUGUAUUGUCCAGCACACCCAUCAGUGAAUUCAUGAACUUUGUCUACUUUCACUUUGACCUCAUUCCUAAGGUACGUCAGUAUUAGGCCUUGGGUGUGGUGUACAAAAUGGUAGUCUUGAGUGUUGUCUUCUGAAAGGGCAAAGAUGUGCUCUUUGAUGAGGACAGGGUCUUGUUCUGUACUUGCUUUGCCAUCAAUGUCAAUAUCAGCAUGGCGAUAGACAAUUGACACAUGAAUGCUGACUUUCACAGGAUCGAAAUACUCUGAUUGAAUUUCAUCUUGUGAUCUGCAAGUGUAAUUCUCAGAAAAAUCAUGCACACAGAUGAUAUGGUUGAGAGGCAGGUUUGUCAUUAAAUGAUCAAACUGUUCUUUUUGCCAUUUGGCCAUAAAUGAAUGGUAGGGAUAAUCUUUCAGGAGUUGCUGGAAAUAGUCAAACAUCUCUUUGACAGGAGUUUCUUUUUGGACCAAGUGGAUUUUCCUUUUUCCUCGCCAUUGUUAUCUUUGUACGUUAUGUAUUCAUAUCGUUUCCACUUGACUUCAGUUUCAGACAUUUCUUCAGCUGCUGUCUUGAAGUUCUUCACCCCACACUUGUCACAGCUCCUUGUCAGGCAGUCUAGAGAGGAAUAGCUGGAGUCUUCUGGCUUUUCACACAAUGUGGAUUCCACAGCUUCAGUGAGAAAAUUAAAGGCUUGAACUUCAUUAUUUUGUAUGGAUUUUCGAUAUUUCAUGCAAGAAUCAAAUACAAUUUUGCAUUCUACAUGCUUCCUACUCAAGCAAGAUUGUCUAUCUCUCUCUCUAGCUCCAGUAACAAAGAAAGGCUUCAACUGCUCAAAUCUUCGUUGUUUCACUUUUAUGUCGGGAUGUAGCUCCUGGAAUUCUUUGAAACACUCUGUUUGAGUCUUUUCAAGGAUAUGCUUUGCGUGCUCCACAUACUCCUUUUUGCCAAUUCGUUGCCGCAUCUUGUCUCUUUUGGAUCCAGUGGGUCGACUUGCUUGUAGGGUCCAAAAAUCGUAGAUAACACGCUUAUCUUCUUCUUUAAUCGCGUCACACCUGACAUUUCUGUUUGUGCUCAACCAGCAGGCCUCAUCACCCUUCAAAACUCUUUCUCUAUGUUUGAUAGCUUUGGACACCUGGCUUCUUUUUACUCCCAUCAUCUUGGCAAUCCGUGUUUGGUGCUUGUUUUUUUUUUGACAGAAGAUCCAAAAGCCAAAGAGCGCGUACAGUUAUAAGCUGCUCUUUCAUCAGUCGACUUAGCUUUUUGACUUUGGACAAUCCUUCUGCCAAAUCUUCUACCAAACACUCCAUUGCUUCGAUAUUUUGUUGCUCCUCAACUGGUCUCACGAACUUCUUUUUUCAAGAAUCUUCCUUGUGCGAGGAGUACUUGCAAGGUUUUGAAGAAUUUCAGCCUUUUUGCGGGGUUUGAGGUAAGGCAGGGGACACCUUGUCCUUUGCACGUUUUUUUUUUUUUUCCUUGAACUAAAAGCUGGUGUGGUGAUGUUGACUUCAGGUUUCGGUUGCGCAAAUGAUGACUCUUUUCUAUUCUGACGAAGUUUUCGAACCCUUUCUCGAGUUUGCUGUCGCUUUUUCUCUUCCCUCUCUUUUCUCUUUGCUUCAAAACCUUCUUCUUGGUAGCUGAUGCAGCAUUCCGCUCACGGUUGGCUCUUUUGUCAUCAGCCUUUUGUGCAGAUGUGCGUGUUUUCACUGCGGCGACUGUCGCGUUUUUUUUCUUGCUUCGAAGCAAGCGCAUUCUUUCUCUUGCUUUUUGUGCAAGAACUUCUUUGUUUCUUUCAUAGUAUUCCCUUUGUUGUUUAAGCUUUUUUUCUUCUUUUUCUUUUCUCCAUUGAUCAGCAGAAUAUUUUUUGUUUUCCAUUGAAUAUUUCGCAAGCGAAGCGUGUAAAUUCUCGACGGAAGAAGUCACGCUAGGGAAGUCACGUUCUCUAGUAAUUUCCAGUCUCAAACGAUCGUUUGUUCAUGGGUGUAUAUCAAUUAAUUGUUGUAUACCCCCUCUAGAUGUAAUGUACAAGGUUGUUGUAAGCGAGGAAGAAGCGAAGUUUAGAUGCGAAGAUUUCUAAAACUGCCACUAUUUUGCGCGUGUAAACUGAUACACCAAUGCAAACAAUACUGUUCCAAGAUCGAAUAUGUUCGCGAUUCAAAAAAGACAUAAAUUUAGAUGUUAAAUUGAGUUAGAUUCGUGAACAUUUGGUACCGAUAGAAAGUUUAGAAUUUGAGAAUGACAGAUCUGCUAGUUGAAGAGCAAUUUCAUUUUAAGCGCGGCUAUCACAGACCUUUUUGGAGAUGAGGAUAAAUAAUUUUAAGGUAAAUUUUCUAUGCAUUUUAUGUGUUCGCGAUUCAGACUUUUUGGAUUUUUUACGCUGUCUUUGAAUUAAAUGGAAUAAAAAUUUGUAUACAGAAAAUAAAUCAUCUGAGAAUUAUUGUAUGUAUUUUUUAAACUGAUUUGAGCUUUUUUUGCGACAAAAUCUUGGUGACUAUGAAGUAUAGUACAAUAUUGUAUAAACAGCGUUACAUGUUCGGUCGCCGAGAAAAUUGUUUCGUAGCGCGAAUAUUACAAUUCAGUGUUCCAAUUUUAACUAUUUUAUUGAAAAGUCUAUGUUUCUAGUGUAUUUCUAAGUCAAAAUUAUUUUGAAAUUUUAAAUUUUUAAGUAAGAAAUUUUUGAAUAUGUUUGAUGCUUUGUCAGAUUAUGUUACGCGUUACAUAAGAAUUCGCCUCACUUUUCUGAAUACUAAAAUCCAUAAAAAAAUAAAUUCUUCCUCUAUUACCACGAUUUUUGGUUUAAUACAAAGAGGUUAACUAUAUCUAACAGGAUAUAUAAGUUUUAAAGUGUUUUGUUUGAAAUAUAUAUUUUUUUGCUCAAUAUGGUUUUCGUAAACAUGCUUUGCCACCCUGGAUCGUGCUACUGAUCUGCUGCUAUCACUGUACACUGUGAGUUUCCUUGCUCUUAUUUACUAUAAUUUAUCAGUAAUCAUUAUUCAUGUGAGGAAAAAUUAUCUUACAUAAAUUUCGUUUUCAUGGAUGUUAACAAUCAACUGGUAAGUGCUUUAUCCAGAUAAAAAUGUUAUAAUCCACAGGAGCAAGCUGCUUCAUACAAAAAUUGUUUGAGAUACAUGUAAUUUGAGUACUUUUUAUUAGAAUUCUUGAACAGAGUUUGUCUCCUGAUUCUUCAAAACAUGCUUUGUUCUAAAAAUGAAGGUAGUGCGUUUAAGUUCUGAUAAUAAACUUAAGAUUUUUAUUUUUAUUUUUAAUAUUGGUGAUGUUCAGUGUUUUUAAACUGUAUAUGUUACCACUGUAUGAAAUGAAUUAACACAUAAAAAGGUUUAGAAGCAUAUAUUAGAACAUCCAUGAAUGAUUGUUGGUGUUCAUAACAAAAAAGUACAAGGCAACACAGUAUUUGUUUUGAGAAUGUAUCAUCUUCUACAGUAUAUGGAGUAAAAUAGGCUAUACUCUUCACAGAAAGAAGCAGUGAUUUUGACAAGUACAUCUGGUACAAGUUCAGCCAAGCUUUAUUUUAAUCACCAAAACACUGUAUGUGAACUGUAACUGGUGUAAAAUAAAAUAAUACUACUUUGAAUAGAUUAAAACUUUUUAUAUCCUAAGAGGGUUAUUGAGUAGCUUUAAUGAACAGAUAUAAACACAAAUGUUUCUAAACAAUAUUAAAACAUGUUUUGAUAUAACUUUAGUAUAGAGACUACCAUAACAAGCCUCAGAGUUUUUCUGAAAUUAAUUUUCAGUUUAUCUAAGGACAAACUUAAUCUUUGAUGAAUUACUUAAAAACUUGUAGAGAACCCCUAUGUUGGUGGUUAGGAUGUUCAAAUACCUGUUGCUCUAUAGUUGAGUAUAUUGACCCCCUGCAUUUCCAUGAAUGGAUGUCUGAGGCAAGUCACGUUUGCAGUUGAAGCAACUGUGUACAUUAUGUAGAAUGUUUGAGAGAUUUUCUACUUACACAGCUUGGUGUCAGGCUAUCAAGGUAAAUUUACAAUUCACUGCUAAGCCCCUAAAAGGAAUUAAUUGCUUUGCUGGAAUCUGUUCAGCCCAGGUGGGUCAUAUUUUCUAAAGGAAGUAAUUACUUCAUAAGCAAUUUUUCAUACUUAACAUUUACUUAAAAGAUCAACCUCAAGACUCCACAAACUUUUCUUUUUUGUGGACAACAUUCCAAGCUGCAUCUGUACAAAAGGGAGUGUUCCCUUGCUUGAGAGAGUUGCUUUGGAGAUGUUACACUAAUUUACAUGGAGGUGUACUUUCUUGCUACUUUAAUACACAAUUAUUUUAGGGUGGGGGGCUUUUGAAUAUCCCUUUUCUUGGUAAAGAUAGUGAUUGUUGUUGUUGUUGACCUUAUUUCAGAUGCAGCAGAAAUUUUCUUUGCUCCCAAAAACAAGACAGUCCUGGAAUAUGACAAUGUUACUUUCUUCUGUAAUGCAUCAAGUAAUCCACCCUCCCAGAUUAUCUGGACCCAAGAGGGAAACAGUACGGUUCUGCAUAAAGGAGAAACCUUUGUCAUUAAAAAUGUCUCAAGAAAACUUAAUGGACAGGAAUACAAAUGUAGGACAUGGAACAAUGUCACCAAAAAUAUGGAAGCAUAUGCUCAACUCACUGUUCAUUGUGAGUAUUAAAUGACUCUCUCAUGAUAUCCAAGAAUUUAAAAUUAGAUAAGAUGGUACAAUGUAAAAACGAAAGCAACAUUAUCAUGCAAUGGAACUGGUAAUCUAUCACCUCAAACAGCCUGGACAAAGUCUGGGAAGGUUCUGGUGACAGACAAUGUUAAUGUUAUAAGGGCAUGAAACAGAACUCAGGCUGGAAGAUACCAGUGUAUGGCUUGGAAUGGAAUCAUGAGAAAUGAGACUUUGAACUGUAGCAUUGAUGUUCACUGUAAGUUAAUUGACUACCUUGAAUUUAAUAGCAGAAUCUCUUUCUGUACACAUACUUGGAUGAAUGUUAAACUUUUGCAAGUAUACAUUCAAACACUCAUUUUUUAUUUGAUUUUGCGGUGUAAGUUAAUUGACUACCUUGAAUUUAAAGCAGUCUUUUUUGCACAUAUACUUAGCUGAAUAUUAAAGUUUUGCCAGUCAACAAAGACUCAUUUUUAUUUGAUUUUGCCAUCCAAAAGAUCCUUCAACAUCAACCAUGAUAACAACUGUUCCAACAAACACUACAGUGCUACAUGACAGUGCUGUGUUACUGACCUGUAAUGCAGAUGCCAACCCCACUGUCCAUACUUAUCAUUUGUACUUUAAUGGCAACCUUAUUGGUAACAGCAGCUCUGGUGUGUUUAACAUCAGUGUGAAGGAAGAUGGAGAGUACACUUGUGUUCCUGUCAACAGUUUAGGUGCAGGAAGUAAUACUAGUCUGAGCAUCACUUCUGUUGGUGAGUGUGAUGUCUGAUUUUUUUAGUUGAAAUAAGUCAUUAUGAAGUUGAGAUAAAUGGUGGUCAUAAAUUAUUUUCAUAUGGGGUUAUUAGUUUGUCUAAGCCACUAAGGUUCAUGCGAAUACUUAGUUUGGGAUAUAUGUCGUUGGUGAAAUUAUUAGGGCAAAUUUUGAGUGAACCCUUUUGUUUUCAAAACCAAGGAUGUUCUUGAGGUACAAAGGUGACGUAAAGGAACUUUUAAAUUUUUUUUAUACCAUAUCCUAAGAAUGAUCUUAUUUAGUUUCCAUUUAAAGGAUUUGGGGAUUUUAAACAUACAAGGUUUACUAAAAGGGUAUGGGUAACAACUGGUUAGGGUUUACAUCAGUGCAUUACUGAUAUAUAAGUACUGUGGUUUGGGUUUUGGUUGUAGUGGUGUGUUUAUUGCCAAAAACAUUUAAAGAUGAUGUGUACUUUGACAUAUCCUAAUUUACUUGUAAGUUCUAAUGUCAUGUUUGUAGUAAUUGCAAAAGAUCAAUGUACUCAUUAACACUCCCAAACCGAUGUUUGAAAGGUAUGCUGGCUUUCAGAGGCUAAUUGUGCAUCCCUAAAAGUCAAGAAACAAAAUUUGUAAAGUCACAAAACAAGGCAAAUUUUUUAUUGAAAUUCCUGCUAAAACCCACACUCUAACAUUUGUCAACUGGCUUAUUCAGUAGCUAGCUAAAUUAUGAAUCCUCUGAGCUACAGAUUCAGCAUUUUGUAGAUAGAAAUUGAGGAACUCGCAUUCGUUUGCCAUUUGAUAAUGGCUGACAUUGUGCCUUUAAUAUGUCUUGAAUUCAUGGAUGAAGAUGCAGCCAUGUCUCCUAAGUUGCAUUAUUCUAGAGCAGUAUGAGAUGAUUGUAUGCAUUAUGUUACAAUUUUAGUGGCUCCAUCAGUGGAUGUGUCAAUCUCUGUAAUGGUUACAAGAGAAGGCAGUAACAUUUCAUUGAGCUGUAAUGUAUCUGGUAAACCUGAACCCAGCAUAUCAUGGACAAGAAUUGGUAGUUUGGAUGUUCUCUCUGUUUCACCAUCACUAACUAUCGUGAAUGUGAGCAGACCUGGGACAGCAGACAACAUGAUCCAGUAUCAAUGUACAGCUAGUAAUGGAGUGGAGACACCUGCUACAGCUACAGUCAAUGUUACUAUAGAAUGUAAGUGGAAAUUGCAGUGAAGAGGGAAUUUUAUAUUAGAAAUGAAAAGAACACUAUAUAGCUUGAAAUUGUUAUUUGUGUUAAGCAUUCUGAUCUCUGGGAAGACAAUUUGUGAUUGAAAAUGUAUCUGAAAUCAGCUUGCUCUGUAUUUGUUCCAAAGUCAAACUCUCCAACACUAUGUACAAAUAUACAAGUUAUGGUUAGUAAAAGCAUUUAUAUUUGAUAAUAGAAGGGGGGGGGGGAGGAGGGAAGUAGCAGGAUGGUUCACUGUGACAAACUUGGUGGCUAAUCUCACUAUUUCGAAAGCAAUUUUACUCUGAAGCAUUUUCACUUGGUGUUUUUUCACAUUAUAUUUUGACUCCCACUCAUACAUGUGGGACAGAUGGGAUCCUGCUUAGCUUGCCUGAAAUCUCAGGUGGGAGAUGGAAUUUAUGUUGGAUAACCUUGAGUCUGGCAUGAGGGAAAUAGAAUCAUGUAGUUGCAUAUUCUCAUUAGUAAUUAAAUUUAGAAGAAUAAACAGAAUGAUACCUGAUGAAAUGAUAAUUCACUGACUUGUUCAAGGAAGAGUCAAGACAUGAAACAAAGACAUAAACUUAGAUAAUAUUUUUGGUUUACAUGUAUCUUUGAGUUUACAGCUUUGUUUGCAUAAAUUCUUCAACAAGCUAAUUUAAGGAUUUUUAUUGCAAUUCCUUUUCUGAUAGGAAUAGUAAUAAGGUUAUACUACUCUGUAAUAUAUAGAUGAACAUGUCUUUGCAGAUCCACCGCAUCCUUUUAUACAACAUUGCCCCAGUCCAGUAACUGAAGGAGGUAAUGUGACAUUAUACUGCAAUGCAACUGGUAAUCCAUCACCUCAAACAGCCUGGAUAAAGUCUGGAAAGGUACUGGUGACAGACAGUGUUCAUGUUAUUAGAGGAAUUAACAGAAGUCAGGCUGGAAUAUACCAGUGUAUGGCUUGGAAUGGAAUCAUGAGAAAUGAGACUUCGAACUGUACCAUUGAUGUUUACUGUAAGUUUAUUGACUACCUUGAAUUUAAUAUGAGAGUCUAUUUCUGUACAUAUACUUUGCUGAAUGUUUAAGUUUUGCCAGUCUACAAUAACUAAUUUGUGAUUUGAUUUUGCUGUCCAAAAGAUCCUCAAACAUCAACCAUGAUUACAACUGUUCCAACAAACACUACAGUGCUACGUGACAGUGCUAUGUCACUGAGCUGUAAUGCAGAUGCCAACCCCAGUGUCCAUACUUAUCAUUUGUACUUUAAUGGCAACCUUAUUGGUAACAGCAGCUCUGGUGUGUUUAACAUCUCUGUGAAGGAAGAUGGAGAGUACACUUGUGUUCCUGUCAACAGUUUAGGCGUGGGAAGUAAUACUAGUGUGAGCAUCACUUCUGUUGGUGAGUGUGAUGUCUGAUCUUUUGGUUGAAAUAUGUUAGGAAGUAAGUAACAACUUUAUUUAAAAAGGGUGGCACAUAACAGUAGAACUGAUAAACUAGUGGCUCUCUAUCUUAAAUUAAUAUUAAAUUACUAAUUAAAAUAGAUCCAGGAUAUUAAAAAAUAAGAAUAUUAUUAAAAUGUUAAAAUUUAAAAAACAUUUUAAAACUUUCAAAUUUAAAAAUAUGCAAAAUAUGUAAAAAAAUUUUAAAAUGAGGAGAGAUAUGUACAUAAGGGAGAAACUGGGAUUUAAGGGGUGAUAAGACACUAAUUGAUCUAAUAAAGCUAAGUAUUUCUAGAUAAAAAUCUUUCAGACAGAAGAUUUAAAAGCGCAAAUGGACUCUAUAUUGUGAAUAUAAGUCAUUAUGAAUUUAGAUAAAUGGUGGUCAUGACAUCUUUUGAUAUGAGGUUAUUAGUUUGUCUAAGCCACUAAGGCUCUCAACAAUAGUCAGUGUAGGGUAUAUGUUGUUGGGAAUAUUAUUAAGACAAAAUUUUGAGAGAACCAUAUUUUUUUUCACAACCAAGGUUGUUCUAUAGGUACAAAGAUGAUGUAAAAGAACUUUUACAUUUUUGUCCAUACCCUAUUCUGUUAAUGAUGUUAUUUAGUUUUCAUAGAAGGGAUUGGGGGAUUGGGGGAUUUUAAAUAUCUAAGGUUAACAAAAAGGGUGAGGGUAACAACUGCUUAGGGUUUACAUUAGGGCAUUACUUAGAGGUAAGUACAGUGGUUGGGUUUUUGUUACAGUGGUGAGUUUGGGGCGAAAAACAUUUUUAAGAUGUUGUGCACUGAUCUAUCCUAUUUUUCAUGUACAUUCAAAUGUCAUGGUUUUAAGGAUUGAAAAAGAUCAAUGUACUUGUUAACACUCACAAACUCAUGUUUAAAAGGUAUCCUGGCUUUCAAAGGCAAAUUCUGCAUCCUUAAAAGUAAAAAAAACAUAAUUUUUAAAGUCAGGAAACAUAGCAAUUUUGUAAAAAUUCCUGUUAAAAGCCACAUUCUAACGUUUGUCAACUGAAUUAUUCCUUAGCAAGCCAAAUUGUCAAUCAUUUGAGCUAAAGAUUGAGCAUUUUUUGUUAAUAAAAAUGAGGAACUCUCAUUCUUUUACCAUUUGAUAGUGGCUGACAAUGUUCCUUGAAAUAUGUCUUAAAUUCAUGGAUAAAAAUGCAGCCAUAUCUCCUGAGUUACAUUAUUCUAGAGCAAUAGAAGAUGAUUAUAUCCACUACAUUACAAUUUUAGUGGCUCCAUCAGUGGAUGUGUCAAUCUCUGUGAUGGUUACAAAAGAAGGCAAUAAUAUUUCAUUGAAGUGUAAUGUAUCUGGUAAACCUGAACCCAGCAUAUCUUGGACAAGAAUUGGUAGUUUGGAUGUUCUCUCUGUUUCACCAUCACUAACUAUUGUGAAUGUGAGCAGGCCUGGGACAGUAGACAACAUGAUCCAGUACCAAUGCACAGCUAGUAAUGGAGUGGAGACACCUGCUACAGCUACAGUCAAUGUUACUGUAGAAUGUAAGUGA